Anopheles moucheti is the source of this 1813-nucleotide messenger RNA. It is a transcript of the gene Ccm3, whose product is annotated as programmed cell death protein 10. The transcript is spliced from 5 exons. Gene Ontology annotation, cellular component: FAR/SIP/STRIPAK complex; Golgi apparatus. NCBI's taxonomy places the organism in Eukaryota, Metazoa, Arthropoda, Insecta, Diptera, Culicidae. Bases 407 to 1042 code for a protein of 211 amino acids. Gene Ontology annotation, molecular function: protein kinase binding. The record is from RefSeq and is a predicted model, not a curated record. Gene Ontology annotation, biological process: regulation of Golgi organization; positive regulation of MAP kinase activity.
UUACUGCACACACAACACAGUUUCUCGAGACGAUAAUUCAUACAAGAAAACGUAACAUUUCAGGCUCCCGGAAGCGGUGUUGGUUGUUAAAGCUUCCGUAGGAAAUAUAAUCACAGCGGCAGUCGAAAUGCCCAGAUAACCGUUCAGGCCAAUUCGCUGGUCACUGUGCAAGUGUGCAAUAAGGGGGUUGAUCUCGUUUUUGAGGGUACUUUAUCGCUAAACUAUUGUGCGUAAGUGUUUGAUAAGGUGUGAUUCAUAGUGGUCCCUGCAAUCUGAUAACAGUAUAUUGGCUGCGUGCCAGCAAGUACUCCAAACUAUCGAAGAAGAAAAAACCCACGAGCAACAGUGCAACAACUGCAUCCCAGAGCGCACCCUUCAAUAUCGCUAGCCAGCGAGUUUGCAAGCAAUGACAAUGGGAGAUGAUGCGCCCGUCGUAACAUCCCUGGUACUUCCGAUUCUGAUACGACCAAUAUUGUCCCAGCUCGAAAGGCGAGAUGUGGUCGCAUCACAAGCGCUGCGUGCCGCACUCACCAAGGCGGAACAGAGCCACCCGGGACUGACGUACGAUCUGGUCAUGGGCAUCAUCAAGAAGGGUGACAUCAAUGUGAACAUGAAUGAAAGCAUCCUCAGACUGCAGGGUGCGGCCACAGAUACGGACUUGAUCGAAUAUAGGUUAAAUCGCACGGAGGAUGCAUUCCAGGAACUGAAUAAAAAGUCGGCGGCACUGAAACGAAUCCUGAGCCGCAUCCCGGAUGAGAUAGCGGAUAGGAAAACAUUCCUGGAAACGAUAAAAGAAAUUGCCAGUGCCAUUAAAAAGCUGCUCGAUGCGGUGAACGAAGUGGUCGGUUUUAUACCUGGCUCGUCCGGUAAGCAGGCGGUGGAACAGCGGAAGAAGGAGUUUGUGAAGUAUUCCAAAAAGUUUAGCACCACACUCAAAGAGUACUUCAAGGAAGGAGAGGCAAAUGCCGUAUUCGUAAGUGCCCUGUACCUGAUACACCAAACCAAUCAGAUCAUGAUAACGGUCAAGAAUAAAUGCGAGUAGACAUCUCGAGCAUGCUGCGAUCAAGGAACGCGAACCCACGCGCUGGACAAGGAUGCUGGAUGAAGCAAAAUCAUGAGUAUUUAAUGAUAGAAAUUUUGUUACUUUGUUUUUCCUUUUGUUUUCUGUUGGACGUCCUCUUCCCCCGUUCCAUUCUUCCUAUCUUCCAUUUUGCAUGUUCCGUGGCAAUAAUUAUUGGUACGAAGCGCGCACAUUUCCAGUGCGCCAUUGUUAACAGAGUUACGUUAGUGAGUGUGAACCGGAGCCUGCCCUAUUCCUUUGGUGGCCCAUUUUUUUCUACGAACUACUAGCCGGUAGGACGGACACUCUGGAUUGAUACGAAUAUUUACAUUUGCAAUAGUGGGGACAAUCCCUAAAAGGUGUAGUAAUGAAUGGUGCAGAUCGAUCGGGGCAGAAACAAUUUAGAAGAGAUAUUUAAGAAAACGAUUUGGAUUAUGUUUACUAUUACAAUGAUUAUUAUUAUUAUUAUGAAACUUUUUCCAUGCAGAUUCCGAGGGAGCAGAAGACAGCUAAGGAUCGAAUAGAGAGCGAAUGAAUGAACUCACACGUAUUAGAAAUGAUAGCCAAGGUUCAACAAUAAACAAACACGUCUAUAUAUACAAUACAUUGAAUGUUGUCGAGUAGGAGAAGAGGCAGAUAGCAAGUAUAAACAGAAAAAAACACUAUGAUAACGUUAUUAUUUCUUUUUACUGUAACGAAUGUACGCGGAGCGGUGACAUAAAACAAAAAUCUUAAUAAAACCAUACACUAUAG